CCUAAUCCAACUGUUAGACCUGACCAUCUCGUCAUUAUAUACAUAUCUCUGGCAUAACUUUAGUAUGACAUAGUUCUGUUGGUUGGUCUGGUCAAUAUUUGUCAAAGGUUUGGAAUCUAUUCAGUAAUUCCAGGCAGAGAGGAGAAGAGUGAAUGAUGCCAAGGUCUGGAGAAUUGACCCUGUUCCUGACCUUGGGUGGGGUGUUGGGGAUGGCGGCGGUCCUGCUGUUUAUUCUGUUUAGGCAGACUGUCUCUGCGGACCCCUGGGAGAUUAACCGCAGCUUUAUAACACUGGGGAGGUGCCUGGGCGAAGGUUCCUUUGGAGUGGUCUAUCAAGGCCUCUAUAACAACACUCCAGUUGCAGUGAAGACCCUUAGACGUGGCACCAUGGCCCCUCGGGACUUCCUAAAAGAGGCCCAGAUCAUGAAGGCUAUGAAGCAUCCCAACCUCAUCCAGCUCUUGGCUGUCUGCACUGAAGAACCCAUCUACAUCAUCACUGAGCUAAUGAAGAACGGAAGUCUGCUGGAUUACCUGAAGGUCAGGGUUGGAAGGCUACAUUUAAAUGACCAGAUUGAGAUGGCAGCCCAAGUGGCUUCUGGGAUGGCUUAUCUGGAGAUGAAGAAAUACAUCCACAGGGACCUGGCAGCCAGGAAUGUGCUGGUUGGCGAGAACAACGUCUACAAGGUGGCUGACUUUGGCCUUGCCAGGGUCUUACAAGCCCCACCAAUGCUUUGGAAUCAGACCAACCUGUAUUAUAUACCUGUAGGGAAUGCGAUAUUCCCUUUGAGAUGGACGGCUCCUGAGGCCAUCGCCAACGAGAAGUUCACCAUCAAGUGUGACGUGUGGUCCUUCGGAAUCUUGCUGUAUGAGAUCAUGACCUUUGGGAAGAUGCCCUAUCCAGACAUGAACAACUCCCAGGUGAAACAGAUGGUUCCCGCUGGGUACAGGAUGCCUUGCCCUAUUGACCCCUACUGUUCCAAAGACAUGUACAAUAUCAUGUUGGACUGCUGGAAGGAGAAUAAAAAUGACAGGCCCACUUUCAAGGCUCUGAAAAUGAGUCUGAGGAACGUUAGAGGAAGAUUUAUGUAAUCACUCUUGAGUAUCCAUUAAAUAGCAGUAAUUAAAUGUUAGUCUUGUUUCUCAGCUCUGUCAUCUCUUUUUGACAGUCUGGAAUGUUCCUUAGUCUUCAGUAACACACACAACACUAUCUUAAAGUGCUACCAUGACCACAUUGUUGAUUUUACUGACUGCGCUGUGGAGGGAUAAACGUUGAUGUCAUCUCUGCUGUCUUCAGACAUGGUGUGUGCUUCCAAAUUAAACCUUUUCUUUCUGCCUUUA
Molecule: messenger RNA, 1337 nt
Organism: Oncorhynchus masou masou (cherry salmon)
Lineage: Eukaryota; Metazoa; Chordata; Actinopteri; Salmoniformes; Salmonidae
Product: tyrosine-protein kinase SRK2-like
Exons: 6
Coding region: 153-1088 (311 amino acids)
Biological process (GO): multicellular organism development; cell surface receptor protein tyrosine kinase signaling pathway; protein phosphorylation
Cellular component (GO): plasma membrane; signaling receptor complex
Molecular function (GO): ATP binding; transmembrane receptor protein tyrosine kinase activity
Source: RefSeq, a predicted model, not a curated record